UUGUACCGCGAUGCGACAGUCAUACGUGGGGCGCGAGAGCGGGUGGUGCUCUCUGUCUCUCUCCUUCUCUCUCUAUUUCUGUGCUCUUCUCCUCCUCUCAUUCUCUCAAGCCCGUAUUCGGGAAAGCCUUAGGUAUUUGCGUGCGAGACCGCGUCGCGGGAUCGCUUCGCGUGUUUACGUCCCCGAGCGGCCGAUACGCCUCGUGCAUGUGCAUGCGCGUGUAACACGUGUAUACGAUACGUAUGUAUGCGUGCGUGGGUGCAUGUGUGAAUGCUCGUUGUCACUCGUGGACCGACCAAGAGCACGGUUCGUCGCGUCAGUCGCUUCUCCCCCGCGGCUCCGAGAUACGCGGCCGCGAUCAGCUGUGUCCCUCGGCAUCUGUCAAACUCUAGAUCCCUCGGUAUCGUAGGCCCUCGACGGGGGAAACGCAGGUGCGCACCGACGAUGCGAUAAGGGCGUUCGGAAUUUACAGAAACCCGACGAGGGACAAAGGGAGUGACGAUGUUUCGACAUCACAAGAGUGUUUUGCGACAGAGUAACGCGCCUUCAUGUAUACCGAAGAGAUUGAUGGAUGAUAUGUAAGGUAGAUCGAGGGAAAACAAACGGAACAAAGGGGAGAGUCGGGUCGCGUAUGGGAGCACAAGUGUGCGAUGGUGAAUGCAACGGUUGAUAAACGGCGCGCGGCACAAUCAGCGGCACGUGGCAGCGUUGGGCUGGUGAAUCUCUCGACUCCCACGCGGGUCGUCAUCCCCGCGGCGAGCGGCAGCGGGUGGAUUUCGCGCAUCCGGCCGAGAGAUCGUCGAGAGAAGACGGCUGCCGAAGCGAGAAAAGGGCGACGCGCGAGAGGGUGGCUCGGGGGAGCGGCGAGGAAGCAAUAAAAUAGCCUCGUGACGGAGGGGCUUCGCACGGCCCUGGCGCGACUGCGGCACUGUACCCCUGCGGGGGGCUCGCUGCCGAACACACCGAAUCCACCGUCCACCCCGGAACACAAAUCCCAAGGGUGCUCGAGGAAUCGCGAAUCGGCAACCAGAUGUGGCAGUUUGGGAAGUAACGCGUGUGAUCAGGGGGAUACAUCGCAGUCGCAGCCAUCGCGCGGGCAACAUGGGGCUGACAGUGGCAGCGGUGGCGGCGGCGGCGGACGAGACGGUGACCUUCUUUCGUCCGCGAUUCGGCGGUUCAACUUCAAGUCGGCGGGCGGCAGCCGUAGCUGCCGGACGGUGCCGAAAGUCGUGGUCAUGGGCUCCAGCACGGCGUCGGAAACAACGAUCAACACGAGCACCGACAGCGCCAAUACGAUGCUCACUAUGGUGACGACGACAGACGGGGAGCAGCCAGACGACAGUUUCGACCUAAUCGACGUGCCGGCCGAAAUGUCGCCUCCCGCUACAGCCCCGUCGCAAUCGUCGCCCAUCCAUCUCGUUGGACACUCCGACGACAUGGCCACGGGCAGCCGCAACUCGUCGCCUGCAUCGCCCACGUCGCCCAUCUCCGUCGCUGCGCCGGCGAGUCAAACUACACCGCCGCUGCCGCUUCCGUCGUCGCCGACGUCAUCGCUCUGCGCCUUCGACGGGCCCGAGGUCGCAGGACCGUCGAGCCGCUGCUCCCGCUCGAAACUCGACUCGGACAGGCCAUCGGACGGCAAUCCCAAGGCGAUUAGCGCUACCAUUGGUCAGGGACACGCGAGUAACUGCGCCGAGGGCACGUCGGCUCUUCCGCCACCCACGCCGAUGAUCGGGGCGCACCAGGAGACCAGGUUCACCUUCGGCGGCAGCGGCAGAACCCCGCCUCUUCCCGAUCUCAGAGCCGCGGACUUCUUCAGCACCCCCGUGAGGGGCUCCGUGGAUGCGGGCCAACCUGAUUCGAUCGACACGCGCUCCUCGAUUCGGAACUUGGUGGCCGUCCAGGAGAAGCAGAACAGGAUGGCAUAUCAGAUCGAUUACAUGACCGGCGGAAAGGUCAACUCGAUUCAGGCGAAUCCGCUCGAGAAGGGCAUCGCCGAUCACAGGCGGAGCCAAAAGAGGCCCAACAUCAACGUGACGACCAAUCCACUCGAUAUAUCGCUCAUAGGUGCGACACAGCCGUGCAACACUCAGGGCUGCAAUGUCCAGGGUGGCACGAGUACGAAAUCCCGAGGACGAUCGGCAGGCGGAAGCGCCGGCGGCGCCGGUAAACGAUCGACCCAGGCGACAAUCGUCGUACAACAGCCAUCCCUAUCUCUGGACGCGCCGGCGGCGACGAUCCUGCUGCAUCCGGACGCCGACGUCAGACGACGCGAGGAAAACAUGCGGCAGUUGCUAGACGUCGCCAACACCCUCACCCUGCAGGAGAUACACGACUUCGAGAUGAGAUAUGGAAGUCCCCAUCACAGCCGGUCGCAGUCGGUGAAGGCCCCCGGCAGUCGUUCUUCCGGUCGACCAAAUUACCUGUGUCUUCCGCAACAGAGAUCACGAGUGGCGAGUAUGCCCAACACCGGCGUGGAGGAGGAAUAUUACAGAUUACGGCAUUUCAGUAUCACGGGCAAAGGAGUGGUGAACCGGGGCGACUCCCUCAAGAGUCGCAGGUCGCGUUCUAAUAACAGCGUUGCAUCCAGCAAUUCCAGCGUCCCCCUUUCUUCUAUUCGGCGCAGCACGGAGCACCUGACGGCCUCGUAUCCGGGAUCGGCGAGGAAUUCGGCAGCAGGUUCGUUGGCCAGCUCGAGGGAGAGCAGCGCGUCCCAGGGUCCGGCCCCGUAUCGCGUCCUCAUGUUGGGCGCCCCCGCCGUCGGCAAGAGCUCCCUGGUGUCUCAAUUUAUGACCUCCGAGUACCUGCACGCCUACGAUACUUCGAUCGACGAUGAGUCUGGUGAAAAGACUGUCAGCGUGCUAUUGGCCGGUGAGGAAUCGGAAUUGACUUUUAUCGAUCACUCCUGCGCCGAGAUGACGGCGGAGAAUUGCAUCGCGACGUACGAGCCGCACGCAUACUGCGUCGUUUAUUCCACGACUGAUCGGGCGUCGGUGCGCGUCGCCGAGGAGGUCCUUCAAUCCUUAUGGAGGAGCGACCAUAUGUCCGCGAGGGCGGUCAUUCUCGUAGGCAACAAGGUCGACCUGGUUCGCAGUCGACUGGUAUCGACCGAAGAGGGAAAAUCCAUGGCAACAUCUUACGACUGCAAGUUCAUCGAGACAUCCGUCGGCAUCAAUCACAAUGUCGACGAGCUGCUGGUCGGCCUGCUCACGCAAAUCCGUCUGAAGCUGGAGAACCCCGAGAGGACCCGAGAGAUGUUUCGGAAGAGGUCGCGGAAAAAUCGGAGCAAGUCGCCGCUGGGCUCGUGCUCGGAGAACAACUCGCCUAAAAAGUACCGCGGCAGUCGGACCAGCACCAGCCUGAAGGUGCGCAAUUUGCUCGACAAGGUCUGGGCGCGCGACAGCAAGUCCAAGAGCUGCGAGAAUCUUCACGUUCUGUAAGACUCCGAGGAUCGAUCGUCUCGAUCGAGGAGAGUGAUCUAGCGAGUCUGGCGAGUUGCGGCAGACCUCCAUCGAAGGGCUCCUUACGCUUCGGGAUUGUCUUGGAGUACGUGGGGGGUCAAUGAGGCCGACCCUCGUCGGAGAAGAGGACGAAUAUCGACCGCUCAACUUCGCGGGAGAAAAGGAGACACGUGCGUAUCGCUUUGUAACGGGGUGUUUCUCGACGUCGUGUGUCGUUAGCCCUCCGUGGACGGGGUAAUUUUUCGUAGCUUUCGUUUCUUCUGCGAGCUGAAGCACGCGCGGAAUCCGAUUAUCAAAACUAAUCUAGAGAGAUCAUUUUUAUUUCCUUCUCGUGACUCUGAGAGCAACAGUAAAUCUCGAUUAGGAUCUCUUGUUUUGUACCGCAAUAUCUCCUAAUAUUACGAGCUGAAAAAUAUAUCCGUCACUUAGAUUUCCUUCAUUUUUAUGAUUUAAUGAAAUAUUUUGAAAGAAAUGAAUCUCUCUCUCUCUCUCUUUCUUUCAUCGGACUUUUCGCAGCUGUAAUAAAUUUUGAGAAAACGCCCCUAAUACUGAAGCCUGGUAAGUGUACAAUCCUUGCGAUUACCGUAAAAUGUAAAUAUAGGCCACGGGGGAUUGCGUUUUCUGCGAGAGGAGCGUCGUUACCGCGAAGAGUUCGCGCGGAGGGAGGGUCGUAAAAUAAAACAGUCGUAAAAUAAAAUCAAGCGAACCAGGCGACACCGAAGGCAACAAUCAGCGUAGAUUACCACGGACGGAUUCGUUAUCGGUCGCGCAUAAUCCCGAGAUUAUUACGGGAGGGGAAUCGCAUCGAUUCUUAUCGCGUCCGUUCGCCGGAAACGCCACAAUCGAUGACGGCUUCCUUUGUCGCAGCGCAAAGUGCAAGCGACAAAGAGGUGUUGUGCAAAAUGAGAAAAAUUCGCUGGGUAAAGCAAAGUACGCUACACAGUGCUUUGCACGUUGCGAAAAUGCGAGCGCGAUCGUAUUUACAUUGAUAUUUUGCAUUUUCAUUCUGUGCACGCGACACCGAAUUUUCGGUAAAACGGAAGCAGAAAUCGGCGAUUUUGCCGAAGAUGAUUUAUUGACUUUUUUGCGCUCAACAAUCUUGCCUGAAAUCUGAUGUAGGCAAAUUCCGGAAUAGAUAGCAACGCGUAAAGAGAGACGGCUUCCUGUUAUGGUUCCUAAUUUAUCGCCGAUGCAGUGACUCUCAAAUCUCUUUCACCGAUAAUAUGUCGGUAUUGCGUGAAGAAUCACGUUUAACUUUUAAAUUGGAAAAUAACUCAAAGUAAAGAAAAUCUACUUUUAACUUAAACUAGGAGAAGAAAUAAAAAAUAGAUUGGAAAGUUGAAACUGAAAAGAUAUGAUUAUAAUUUCUUUUUGCAAAAAUGGAGACAUUCUGCAUUGAAUAUAUGACAGUUUUGCGCUUUUUUCAUUGGAAUGCA
This is a messenger RNA of Camponotus floridanus (Florida carpenter ant), 4897 nucleotides long. RefSeq lists its product as uncharacterized. The transcript is spliced from 13 exons. Lineage: Eukaryota; Metazoa; Arthropoda; Insecta; Hymenoptera; Formicidae. Gene Ontology annotation, molecular function: GTP binding; GTPase activity; calcium channel regulator activity. Gene Ontology annotation, cellular component: plasma membrane. The record is from RefSeq and is a predicted model, not a curated record. Bases 1236 to 3440 code for a protein of 734 amino acids.